This is a messenger RNA of Chinchilla lanigera (long-tailed chinchilla), 1685 nucleotides long. It is a transcript of the gene Cdk9, whose product is annotated as cyclin-dependent kinase 9. Lineage: Eukaryota; Metazoa; Chordata; Mammalia; Rodentia; Chinchillidae. The record is from RefSeq and is a predicted model, not a curated record. Gene Ontology annotation, cellular component: nucleus. Gene Ontology annotation, molecular function: ATP binding; cyclin-dependent protein serine/threonine kinase activity. Gene Ontology annotation, biological process: protein phosphorylation.
UGGAGGCGGCCAUGGCAAAGCAGUACGACUCGGUGGAGUGCCCCUUUUGUGAUGAGGUGACUAAAUACGAGAAGCUUGCCAAGAUCGGCCAAGGCACCUUUGGGGAGGUGUUUAAGGCCAAGCACCGCAAGACCGGCCAGAAGGUGGCAUUGAAGAAGGUGCUGAUGGAGAACGAGAAGGAGGGGUUCCCCAUCACAGCCUUGCGGGAGAUCAAGAUCCUUCAGCUUCUCAAGCAUGAGAAUGUGGUCAACUUGAUUGAGAUUUGUCGAACCAAAGCGUCUCCCUAUAACCGCUGCAAGGGCAGCAUAUACUUGGUGUUCGACUUCUGCGAGCAUGACCUUGCUGGGCUGCUGAGCAACGUCCUCGUCAAGUUCACUCUGUCUGAGAUCAAGAGAGUGAUGCAGAUGCUGCUCAACGGCCUCUACUACAUCCACAGGAACAAGAUCCUGCACAGAGACAUGAAGGCUGCCAACGUGCUCAUCACUCGGGACGGAGUCCUGAAGCUGGCCGACUUUGGGCUGGCCCGGGCCUUCAGCCUGGCCAAGAAUAGCCAGCCCAACCGCUACACCAACCGCGUGGUGACGCUGUGGUACCGGCCCCCGGAGCUGCUGCUCGGGGAGCGGGACUACGGUCCGCCCAUUGACCUGUGGGGUGCAGGGUGCAUCAUGGCCGAGAUGUGGACCCGCAGCCCCAUCAUGCAGGGCAACACGGAGCAGCACCAGCUUGCCCUCAUCAGCCAGCUCUGUGGCUCUAUCACCCCGGAGGUGUGGCCGAACGUGGACAAGUACGAGCUGUUGGAGAAGCUGGAGCUGGCCAAGGGCCAGAAGCGGAAGGUGAAAGACAGGCUGAAGGCCUAUGUGCGUGACCCGUACGCGCUGGACCUCAUCGACAAGCUGCUGGUCCUGGACCCUGCGCAGCGCAUCGACAGCGAUGAUGCCCUCAACCAUGACUUCUUCUGGUCUGACCCCAUGCCCUCGGACCUCAAGAACAUGCUGUCCGCCCAUCUGACGUCCAUGUUUGAGUACCUGGCGCCGCCGCGCCGGAAGGGCAGCCAGAUCACACAGCAGCCCGCCAACCAGAACCGCAACCCGGCUACCACCAAUCAGACGGAGUUCGAGCGCGUCUUCUGACGGCCGGGCCCACUCGGCCUUAGUGCCGUCCUUUCACUUUCUCUUCUGCUAUGUGACUUGCGUUGUGGAGACCAUAGGGCAUUUCAGUUCUUUUCCACGUUUUAUUUAACGCCUGCCUGGGCACCAGAAGCAACCAGCCGAGCAGACUGCAGCAGCGCCUUGGCUGAAGGCUGGGAGGGCACAGGGUGCCGUGCCCAGUCCCUGGGUUUCCGGACGGUGCCCAGAGGGUCUCCAUUCACCUUAGGACAGGAAGCGUGGCUGGAGAGGGGGGCCGAGCGGUGACUCCUCAGAGCCCUGGCGUGACAGGAGGGGGCAGGUCCCCCACUGUCUCCAGCGCUCCCUGAGGUGCUGAGAUGGGCGCGGGGAGCAGCGCGGCCCUGGGAACCGUCAGUCCUUGGUCUGGGCCCCGGGGGCACCGGGGCCGACGAGAACUCUUGGUUUCUUCAGUAGGAGAAUUUUAUCGUGUUUUUUGCCUCAGUUGUUCAGAGACAUUUGUGGAUGAAGUUUGAUCAGUUAUAAUUAAAAGUUGAAUUUUUUUUUUUUUUUUUGCAGUAA